AGCGCGCGCGGUGAAUCAGCGCGGUGUCGGUAUGGCAGCGGCUCAGUCUGACCCCGAGUCUCUGCACAUCUCCGUGGCGGUGCUCGGCAUCUCCGGCGGCUCUUUGCUGCUUCUGGUGAAUAACUAUGGCAGCUCUUCUGCUAAACCCCUGAUCCCAUACACAUCUCUGGGGGUCCUGCUCCUCAUCAUCUCAGCCUUGCUGGCUUAUGCAGGAGUGCGUCGGAGUUUAUCCAACAGCUUCAUCUUCGUCAGUCUGUGUCUGACAGUGUCGGCGCUGUGGUGUGGCUCAGGGCUGAUUUAUAUCCUGGAGGGCGAGGCUGUAAUAGUAGAGGGGUUGAGGAAUGCGCUGGUUCCAGGUCUUGCUGCGUUUACUUUAGCUCUGUUUAUUAUCUGUAUAGUGGCGGUUCUCCAGAGAGAGGUGGUCUACUCCUUUAUUGCUCUGGCUAUUUGCUUGGCAUGCGCCCAUCAGAUCGCCGGUCUGGCCGAUGCAGCUUUCGGCCAGUCGGCCACCGCCGCCUGUUACCUGCUGGUGUGUUUCGUUGGCGCUUACUUCGGGAGCGGACGCUUGUUGUUCUAUAUCACCCGCGGUAAGCUUCAGCUUCCAGGCAUGGGUCUGAAGAAUAAGGUGAACUCUAAGGUAGCGCAGGGUCAGGAGGCUAACGAUGUGGUUCCGGUGGGUUUGGUGAUGAACUUGUUGUCGGCUAGCGUUCUGGCUUGUCCGUUGCUUGGCGUGGUUCCUCAGCUGUUCGUGGGUCACGUUCCAUGGCUGUGGACAGCUGGAGUCUUCCAGUUAGGGGUGUGUGUCCUUUCCUAUAGGUCUAUGGACAUCCUGGCUGCCACCUUCUACGGCUUCACGGCCAUAUUGAAGUUUUCUGAAGGGUAUAGUGCGCUGGUGAAGGACUUGACACAUCAAGAACCCUAUUCUCCAGUACCCUUUCCUACGGUUUUCGCAAUACUCUUCUUCGUGUUGGCUGUGUUUAGCGUUCAGAGAAGUUUACUCGAUGUUUUCUACGGCCUUUUCUUCGUAGCGUACUGCAUCGCAAUCGCCGCCCAACCCAGAGGCUUUUUCCAGGGGGGAACUCAAGGUGUGGAAGCUGCCAUAUUUGUGGCAUCCGCCAUCAUGCUCAUGGUAACUCUCUACAACAAGGGUGCUCAAAAGAAGAUACCGACAGGCGAUGGUCUUCUCAAGAAUCUUCUGAGCCGAGGUGGUAAAUUCACCCUUCGUUCUCAAGACAAAGAUAUGCAUGCGCCGUAUUUGGGUUACUCCAAAUACGCGGAUGCUGAGGUGUUAGCUCAUGGCUGUAGUGUUCUGGCAGCUUUCGCCAUUACCGCUAGUACAGCGGGUCAGAACCCUUUAACGGUUCUGAUUUUGCCCUGGGCCGUGGUUUCAGGUGGUGUCCUCCAGUUGCUGUGUGGAUCAGUGGCCUACGCUCGAGGUAAAACCCUAGAGAGCACGGCCUUCAUCCUCUACGGAUUCAUGUGGACGGUUUGGGGCCUGACGCGCUUCGGCGGACUCUACGGCGACGUCCGCGGCUUCCAAGUAUCAGUAGGAAUCAUUAGCUUCAUGCUUUUCAAUGUUCUAGUAACGAUAGGAGCCAUGUUCCUCAAUUUAGCUUGGUUUAUCUACGCCCUCACCUUUGAGCUCAUCCUCAUUAGCUUCUUGCUGGACGCAGUGGACGCCCUGCCCUACGGCUACGAUAUUGGCGUCACCAUCAUCUUCGGCUUGGUUAGCUUCUACUUUUUCCUGGCCAACCUGUUCAACACCGUCUUCGAGACGCCACAGCUUCCUUUUGGUGAUCCAUUGAUCAAGUUGAGGGGAUUCGGUGGAGGAAGAGACAGCUGUCCUCAUCUUCCGGCGAGGAAAGCCACAUCUGUGCAUCAGAUUGCAGACAUCAUGAAGAAUGGAGGAAUAUGCGGGAUGCCCACUGACACAGUCUAUGUGCUGGUGGCGGCUUGCAAUCGUCCAGAAGCUGUUGAGAAAGCCUAUAAGGUGAAGAAGCAGGCUCAGGAACGCCCCAUGUCAUUAUGGAUCUCCUCCCUUAAGCAGUUAGAACCGGUCAGAUCACAGAUUAAUCCAGUGCUCUGGGACUUCAUGGAAGCUGCUUGGCCCUCAUCAAUCAGCAUGGUCAUUCCUAGAGCUCCGUGGAUGGAAUUCUUCGGUUUGGCUGAUUCAUCGAAAUACAUCGGCACGCCGCAGAGCAUAGCCAUCAGAAUCCCAGACUGCACUGUUGCGACACACCUAAUUAGCCUGGUCGGCCCUAUUGCUGUUACAUCAGCCAACCCGACAGGUGAGGCCGACACGACUCAUCAUAACCAGGUGUACGCCAAGCUGGGUGACAAGGUGAAUGGCGUUCUGUGUGAUGGGCCUUCACCUGAGAACAUCGCCUCCACUGUGGUGGACUGUACGAAGGUGGACAGUGGCCAGAUUGGCUUUUUCAGGGUUGGUCUGAUACCCAAGUCUAAGGUUCUUCAGAUCUUCGAGGAGAUACAGAUGAGGCAUCGGCACGGGCAGGUGAACGAAGCUUUUGAGGGAGAUUUCACAGAAAAUCAGACUGAAUUAACACAAAUAAUAAGAGAUCCUGAAACAGACUCAGGCUUAAGCCAGCAAACCCCCGCGGAGUCGCUGAGCUCGCUGGAGCUCAGUCAGCACCACCAUGAAGACAGUGAAGAAGAAUCGCUUUAAAUCAGGAUGAAUUCAAAUCAAAAACAGUAAUGAUAAAUAUGCCAAAUGUAAAAUUAUAACUGAUUUAAAAACAUCAAAGUCAUUACGAUUAAAGUGUAUAGUAAAUCUGCAUCUCUAUUAUUUACAUUAAAUUAUUAGCAUUGUAAAACACUGUAAUGUACAUAAUAUAGUAUAAUUUAACCAAAAGCAGGCCUAUAUUGGCAUCAUGCAAAAUUGAAAUCAGUGUAUAUCAGUGUGUCUGUAUAUAAAUAUCUAUAUAAAAGUGUAUAUUAAUGUCUACAAUGUCUAUAAACAAUUUUAAGCAUUUUAUUUUUAAUCCGAAACCACCAGUGAACCUACACAACCCUUAUAUUUGUAAUAUUUGUAAAUGCUGCCAAAUUGUUUAAUACUUUUUUUUUUAAAUAACCCAAUCAAAAAAAGGGCCAUAAUGCAAUAAUGCGAAAAUGCAAUGUUGGAAUCAGUGUAGGAUUUGUAUUUCUUUUUUGUUGUGCACUUUAAUGGCCCAGGUUUAAUUUAUAUGUUCUGUAUGUUGUACGUUAUUUAUUUUUACAUGUAUUUCAUGCCUAAUAAAGCUGAGAAUAUAUUAAAUUUAA
This is a messenger RNA of Astyanax mexicanus (Mexican tetra), 3276 nucleotides long. RefSeq names its product Grp1_Fun34_YaaH and SUA5 domain-containing protein. Bases 32 to 2683 code for a protein of 883 amino acids. The transcript is spliced from 9 exons. The record is from RefSeq and is a predicted model, not a curated record. Gene Ontology annotation, biological process: regulation of translational fidelity. NCBI's taxonomy places the organism in Eukaryota, Metazoa, Chordata, Actinopteri, Characiformes, Acestrorhamphidae. Gene Ontology annotation, molecular function: nucleotidyltransferase activity; tRNA binding; double-stranded RNA binding. Gene Ontology annotation, cellular component: cytoplasm.